AUGCGCAUCAAGGACAACCUGUGGCAGGAGGCGUGGGCCACCUGCAAGCCGGUGCCGGCGCGGCGCCAGCGGCGGCUGUUCGACGAGACGCGCGAGGCUGAGCGGCUGCUGCACCAGCUGUUGGUGGAAGAAUUGGAGCCUGAUGACCUUGCCGCGGUGGGGCAGCAGCUGGGAGAGGCGGCCCGCCGUCUGCAGUCGGCCGCCAAGGCUGACUGGGAGGCCAGCGCCUAUAGCGCGGUGGGUGAGCUGCUAGCCCGGUGUGAGCAUCACGUGCUGAGGCGCCGCUCGCUGGUGCUGAAGCUGGAGGGCGUCCAGGACAAGGACAAGUUUGUGCAGCAGCUGAUAGGUGGCGCUGAGGUGGCGGUGCCGGGCGGUGCCAACGGAGGUGCUGCCCGCCAUCUCGAGAAGAUGCUGACUGCCAGACAGGGCCUGCCGCCGCCCGUCACCAAGGAGUACAUCCUGCGCGUGACGUGCGCCCGUCCAGGGCCCGGCUCGCGGCCGCUGGCGCAGCGGCUGCGCUGCCUCAUCUCCGACCAGCUCUUCCGCGUGACAGCCUCGCUCAGCCAGGACACCAUGUUCAGCUAG
Pollicipes pollicipes is the source of this 585-nucleotide messenger RNA. Its product is annotated as rab3 GTPase-activating protein catalytic subunit. Gene Ontology annotation, biological process: positive regulation of GTPase activity. The record is from RefSeq and is a predicted model, not a curated record. The coding region runs from base 1 to 585 and encodes 194 amino acids. The transcript has 4 exons. Gene Ontology annotation, molecular function: GTPase activator activity. Lineage: Eukaryota; Metazoa; Arthropoda; Thecostraca; Pollicipedomorpha; Pollicipedidae.